AUGAAGUACUCGUUCACCGCUCUGCAAUUGCCGGUGGAAGAUGGCGACGACGUCCAUCCCAACCGGUUUGAUGCUCCCAACAUCCACCACUUCUUACAAUCGCUUCCCACCAACUACGACCGCCAGUGUGUGAUGAAAUUCAUCCCCAAAACCGAGAAACGCAUGCGCAGAACUCUUGCCGAAAGAAUCGAAUUGGAGCAAGGCUUGUUCCGGUUGGUCUUCGGCCUCUUUGACCAAGUCGUCGGCAUGACUGCCGAACAAAAGUUCAAGAUUUGGCAAGAGGUGGAGCAAGCGCAAGUGGCUAGUCGCUUAGUACACGAUCGGGUUGCUGACGAGCUCCAGGAGAAGCAGACCAUUGCCACCACCAACCAGGCGACGAAGCCUAACCAGUGGAUGGACAAUAAGUUGCAAGAUGUCGAAGGUAAACUUGUUAAGCGGUUCCGAGACAUCUUUUUGACGGCACCAUUGAGCCCGAUCCAACGCCAACAACUUGAGAAAGCAUUGAUCGAAUACGAAAAGCAGCUUGUGGCUAUGGAAGCAAAGACUAUGAAGGAGAGCACCCAAUUUAUGGAGGACAUCUUUCGCAACUCCAAUGUGAUGGUGCACUACGUCAAAAUGGAAUCGAUCACCUUUGUGGUCAAGCGGGGACGGGGGCCUCCAAAGUAUGAAACCGUCCCCUCAUGCGUUUUUUAA
Diutina rugosa is the source of this 693-nucleotide messenger RNA. RefSeq lists its product as uncharacterized. The transcript has a single exon. Lineage: Eukaryota; Fungi; Ascomycota; Pichiomycetes; Serinales; Debaryomycetaceae. Bases 1 to 693 code for a protein of 230 amino acids. The record is from RefSeq and is a predicted model, not a curated record.